Molecule: messenger RNA, 4517 nt
Organism: Pocillopora meandrina
Lineage: Eukaryota; Metazoa; Cnidaria; Anthozoa; Scleractinia; Pocilloporidae
Source: the annotation of a GenBank genome assembly
AUGCACCAACACGAGAUAAAAGAUGAAGGCCAAGACAGCCCUGCAGAUUUGAAACUUCAGAACACGUCAAAUCGCAAUCCUAAAUGUACGCGGUGUAGAAAUCAUGGCAUUUUGUCAGAUCUUCGCGGACAUAAACACCAGUGUCGCUUCAAAGACUGCUCUUGUAUGGACUGUCGAACUGUAGCUGAACGGCAGCGUUUAACGGCUGCCAGGAUUGCGCUUUUUCGUCAGCAAAAGGGAAACGAAGCAGACAUGAUCGUUAACUCGCCAGAAUUAGAACAAAUGGAAGCUGGUUUAUUAAAUGGAUGGAUGAACGGAGAACAUGAGCAUCGAGACGGUAAGUUUUAAGAACUACUACUAUAUGCUUAACAUUCAUAUUUAUAAAGAGUUGGUUUAAAUGCAACCUACUCGAAGAGUAAUCUUUUAUACCUCUUCCAUGCUUGUUCCAGAAGCUGUUACGUAGUUCGAUAGCAUCAGCAUCAAUGAUUCUACCAUAUGUAUUUGUUUAUGCAACCAACACAAUUCCGUGUUCCUUUCGUCAAUUCGACAGAGAAUGAUUCUAACGAUGUUUCCCAAUCCUGAAAGUAUCAAUAAUAAUUUCUUUAGAGCACGUGUUGAAAACAGAAAACAUUUGCAGUGCUUCUUGCCGUACAAUUUUGUUUAACAAGUCAGGUUCAUUUUAAAAUGAUUAUUCUUCGGAUUGCAGAAUUGUUGCACACUGCCCCUUAUCUGACACUUCUUCCUAAAAGAAAUAAAUUUAUACUGAGUGAAAUGAGUAAAAAGUUUGUUGUUUUUGAAGGAAUCGAAUAUCAUAGCGUUCGAAAAACGUGUGUUUUCUAAAGGAAGUCGCCAUUUUGAUCGUUUACAAACCGCAAAUUUCCGCCGUGUGCCCGUCAAAAUGACGGGGCUAAUGAGAUUUAUCUUUGAGUACGUUAUAUAUAAAGAGAACUCAAGAAUUACUGGCUAAAACCGCCAUAAAUUUUUGUCAUCGAAUGGUUCCUUGAUUUCAAUCACAAACUAAAGAGGAACAUUCAAGCUUUGAAUAUUCUGCAGAUCUUUCUGAUCAGAAAGAAUUAAAAUUCUAUUUUCAGGAACAGUCGUUUUAUCGUCCAAUUUGACCAAAGAAAAACUUUUAUAAUCUUGGAAUCUGAUGUCUGUUAUCUAUAACAAUCUUCCAAAUCAAACACCAUUUUUAACCCAUUAUUGACCUUUUGUAGCGUUCGUUGACUGGAAAACGUUCUGGACAGCAUAGGAAAAAUCUCUCGGAAAUCGACCCAGGAAAACAAGAUUUCGGUUAAACUUCUGAUGAUUGUACCGACGUACUUGAAGUUAAUAAUAAUGCAUUUUUGAAAAAAGUACUACAGACCCUAACUCGCGUACAGUGCGGAAGGUAUUUGUAGUCAAGCAGGAAAUAACGUUAUGCAAUCAACUAAGACCGUGAAACGCGCGAAAUCUCAUCAAGAUGUUAGUUAAGUUUACGAUAUCGAGGUUUUAAAAUUCGACGGAUAGAUCUCUUUGGGCUUUGAUGUCCGCUAAGUAAACUGUUUUACAAAUGGCACAAUUGCCUCUCUGUUCUUUCAAUUCUUACCGCUGUUCGCGCGAAAUUCAAAACAAUGCACUUUUAAUACUUACGUCGGCAUUUUUCAUUCCCAAUCCACUCUUAAUUUCUUCCGCUUUCUGCAAUGCGGCUUUUAAAGGAAAUCAUUUCGCUGGGUAAAAAGUUAAAUUAAUAGCGCAGCUUUCAAAUAUGGGUAAAGUAUUUUGCAGAGAAGCUGAACAAGAAUGUUAAUUUAAAUAUUGAAAGACAAUUGUUUUUCAGUUCAUCUACAUGGUAGUGUCUUUAAAGAGUGUCUGCAGAGUCCAAUUUGUCUUUCAAUAUACAAGUUGCGUUCUUCUUUUCAAAUAUAAUUAUUUCCUUUGCCUUCUUUUAGUGUUCAGUACCGCCCUUAACUUUAAUUAGCUAUUGAAAGGAACAGUAUUCAUUUCAAAAAAAGGAGUCUACUGUUCGCAGCUGUAAGCCAGAAACGCGAUGAAGGCAAACAAAUUUUAUAACAAUACAUGCGACUGGCCACUAAUUGAAGGCACGCUUCGCUGCGUUCAUAUGAUUUUUUUAACCGGAAAUAUGACUAAGGUUUUUAACUUAGAGAUUGAAAAGUGAAAACGAUGAUAUUGAGGAGGUAUACAAGCGAGCGCAUGGUCAACGACAUAUGAAAACGACUCACCGGAAAGCUUUUUAAUCUCUUGAUUUGUUCAUCUUUACAAUCAGUAGCUAUUGUUUCAAAAUCCCUUUAUCGUGCUGUAGCGUAAAUCACAAGUGAUAGACAACACCCCCGCAUUCCUUAAGUUCCUAUGGCAAUUAAUCGUUAUUGAAAGCAUUCAAGGUGUUCCGGUUCUCAAGAUUAAAAUUUUCUUAAUGAAUCUCUGUACUCUUCACUUGCCGAAGCCGUGAGAAACUUUCCACAGGAAAACUUUUGAUUAACUUUGAAGCAUCACAAACUUUUUGUGCGCUCGGUUAUCUUGAGAAUCCAUCCCCAACAAACGUUGGAAACCAUGUGGUACAGAGUUCAUCACAGAAAUUCUUUUUCGGGUAAGCUUUUGCACAAUUACAAUUUGCUUGAGUUGAUUAUUACUUCUUUGAGUUAUUUAACAAGAACUGAAAUACAUCAAGAAGAAAUAAGUUGGCGAGUGAGAAUUUACGAACAAAACCUAAGAACAAUUUUUUUUUCUACUUGAAGAACAGGACGUGAUAAAAACUAGGACUCGUCAUCACUUACAAUUAAUUUCAAACAGAAAGACAAACAGAUAAAACGAUGGUCGUUUCGGUGUUGUUUUUUUAGGAAAGUUUUCUCGAAUUUUUCCAGAUAUUUCGAAAGAUCGCAUGGUUUAUUGGACUUUUAUAAUAAAGUUCCUAAGGCUUUUUUUAGAAAUGUAAGUUAAGGUUCUCGAUCAUACGUUGUUCGCAGUUACUGUAUGAGCUAAUAAACUACACGAAGCAAGAUUUUUCGUGAAAGGAAAGAUUGCUGCUUUAAGGCUUACAGAAAAUUUGAUCAGACAAUGGCGGUCUUUUUUUCGUAUAGAUUGCUGUAAAUUAGUCCACAGCAAUAGCAAAUGCUUCCGAAUGAACUUAGAAACAAAUAAAAAGAGAGAGCAGAAAAGUCCUUUUAUUUUUCUGACGAUUGGCUAACGCUUGAAACGUCGCCUGUUGAAGCUAUAUAUGGUGGCCAAUUUACAUAGUCAUCAUAGUUGAUGACACAAAAUUCUUGUAAAAUCGUGUCUCUUGAACGCGUCCUGGUUAAACCAGAAGUCAGAUUUUAUUCUUGGUUACGUUCCUCUCAUUGAAACAAUAAUUCGCUAGUAAAAAAUGUGCUUUCACUUUAUUUGGGGGCGCAGAAAUAUGCAUCGCCGUUUGUUUGAUUCAAAGUUUUAAAGGUUUCGAAACAUGAAACCGUCAGAAUUUUGAUAUCGGCAAUCAUCACGCCGAUUGUCUGAGCAAAUCGAAAAUUGUCCAAUUCAAAAGUUGAAACUGUCCAUCAGAUAAAAAAUUAAGUUUUUUUCGUAAUUCGAAAGUUUCACGAAAAUGUGUUAGGGAGCAAUUUAAGCUCCUGUCUUAUAUUUCAUAUUUCAUAUCAGCGUGCGCAUGCACUAUACUGAUAAGGUCGAAGUGCACUCCAUAGCUCCUAACUUCAGAAAGCAGUAUUAACUGUAAUGGGAAAAUAAGCAAGGCUCUCGGUUUAGGAUUCUUUGCUUAACACUCUCGGUUUAGGAAAAAAUUCAAACCCGAACCCAUGACCCAACUUUGCUUUUCGUUUGGCCUUUUUUUUUCCUGCUUAAGUGGAAAUUUGCGAAGAUCGAUAUUCACGUCUUUAUCCGCAGUUCAAAUAUACGACUUUUGGCACAGUUUAUUCACGUUUAUUUGGAACCAACAACCAGCUCCCAGUUGGUUUGUUAGUUCAGUUGGUGGAGCACUGCACCGGUAACUUCCGUAUUUAGAUUGUCACGUCUUUAUCGCAGUUCAAAUAAAUGUUGUUCUGACUGAUAAGUUGUUCUGGAGAUUCACUCACUGUGUUUUCUCACACCAUCUAGGAUUGUUGAAACGAAAACACAGCGGCGGACGAGAUCCCAGUAGUAGUAACAGCCCAGAGAGUUCCGACAGCGAUUAUGGCGGUGGUAUGGCCUCGGCCUCUAAAAGACCUCAUGCGGAGUCCCCCUUGACACUUCCUACGGUUAUUCCACCGCCGACGGAUAUCCUGACAAGGGCAUUUCCUGGUUUAUCGUCCACGGUGCUUGAACACGUGUUAAAAGGCUGUAAUGGAAAUGUUCUUCAAGCCAUUGAAGUAAUCGUGCAAUACAACGCGAGCAGAUCACAUACAAACGGUCUUCUCGGUCAGUCGAAUAUACUGCAGGCUCAACCUCCGAAUGACGCCAAUCCCCCAGCUCCUCCACCUCCUCCCCAGGCUUCUCACGUUCCUCCCCGUCCUCAGCUUCCCUUCCACCGCUGUUCAAAUUUAACUACGUAA